Molecule: messenger RNA, 786 nt
Organism: Priapulus caudatus
Lineage: Eukaryota; Metazoa; Priapulida; Priapulimorpha; Priapulimorphida; Priapulidae
Product: thyrotropin-releasing hormone-degrading ectoenzyme-like
Exons: 7
Coding region: 39-620 (193 amino acids)
Biological process (GO): proteolysis; peptide catabolic process
Cellular component (GO): cytoplasm
Molecular function (GO): metalloaminopeptidase activity; peptide binding; zinc ion binding
Source: RefSeq, a predicted model, not a curated record
CGAAAGAGGACGGCGUCGAUUUUGACGUUGCCGGGGUAAUGGACACGUGGACUGCGCAAAUGAACUACCCCCUGGUGACGAUCGAGCGCAACUAUGGCGCAAAUCCGACAGCGCGUAUCUCACAGAAACGAUUCCUACUGGAUCCGGAUUCGUUGGAUGAAGAGAUUGACGAUAAUCCGUACAACUACGUUUGGCAGAUCCCUUACACAUACAUCUCACGGCAGACUAGAGGCAGAGUAGGUGUAAGGACUUUACACUGGUUAAGAAACGAGACGGGCGUUGUCAGUGAGACGGUGCCCGUGGACAAGGACUGGCUGCUAGCGGACGUGGCAGGCUACGCUUACUACAGGGUCAACUACGACGAAAGAAACUGGAACCUUCUUGUCGAGCAAUUGAAAUCACACCAUGACGUAUUCUCGGUGCUUGACAGAUAUAAGAUGAUAGACGACGCGUUCAGUCUCGCUCGCGCGGGAGAGCUGGACACGGUGCUGGCGCUGCAACUGUCGGAGUACCUGGUUGAUGAGACCGGACUACCGUGGCACAGCGCGCUCCGGCAUCUCGAUUACCUGAGACUGAUGCUGAGGAGAACGCCGACGUACACAUUCUUAGAGACUACGUGAGUACGAUUCUUCUCCCCACCUACAAGGAUGUCGGCUGGUCAUCGAUAGACGCAGAAGAGAUGCUGAGAUCUCAACUGGCGCAGGUUGUUACAGCUAAAGCAUGCAAGUACAAUAUACAGGAAUGUAUCGACCAAGCUCAGGAUAUAUUUGACAACCGGCUGAUGGA